Messenger RNA from Penicillium manginii, 468 nucleotides. RefSeq names its product thioesterase family protein. NCBI's taxonomy places the organism in Eukaryota, Fungi, Ascomycota, Eurotiomycetes, Eurotiales, Aspergillaceae. The coding region runs from base 1 to 468 and encodes 155 amino acids. The record is from RefSeq and is a predicted model, not a curated record. The transcript has a single exon.
AUGCACAAGUCUAAUAGCACAUUUCUUGUGGACCUUGAUACCAGUCGCGCCAAUCUACUAGCCCAACAACUUAUACCAGCGUGUCGGGCAGUGAAUGGCGCACGACUUAUUCUCGGUUCCGUCGAAACCACCUUCUAUCGCGAAAUUCUACCCUUUCAAGCCUACGAAACACGCUCGCGCAUUUUGACAUGGGAUAGUAAAUGGAUUUCGAUCGUUACCUAUCUAGUUCAACCGGGGACCGAUGUGGAGGAUGGGGCUGGCGGACUGUCGGACUUCCUUGGUCGUCAGCGUGAGAAAAAGACACUUUUUGCAGUGGCACUAUCUAGGUACGUUGCGAAGAAAGGGCGACGAACGGUGGCCCCAGAGGAUCUUCUGAACGCUGGAGGCUACAAGGGCGGGGCCGGUGAAAUUUUGAACAAGGCUCGGGCAAGAGAAAUGGAACAGUGGGCAAUGUGGCAGAAACUGUAG